AUGGCACAAGCUCCUGAAAAGGUCGACCCCGCGCCUCUUGGCCGGCCUCUUGCCUUUGAGUUCAGCGGCAAGACGGCCAAGAACCGCUUCAUGAAGGCUUCCAUGUCUGAACUGCAGUCAAGUUGGGACGACAAGGACUUUACCAAGAGAGGAAUUCCCACAAAGGAGCUGGUCAACCUUUACAAGCUAUGGGGUGAGGGUGGAUAUGGAGUCAUUCUUCUCGGCAACACCAUGAUCGAGUACGACCAGCUUGAGGGCAUCGGAAACCACAUUAUUCCCUCGGAAGCACCAUUUUCUGGCGAGCGAUUUGAGAGAUUCAAGGACAUCGCCACGGCAGCCAAGGCGCAUGGCAGUCUCGUUUACACACAGCUGAGCCACCCGGGUCGACAAGUUACGGACAACAUUCAGCCGAACCCCAUCUCCCCGAGUGAUGUACAGCUAAUGGUUUCUGAAUUCGGCACAUUCGCUAAGCCGAGGCCGAUGGAGAAGGCGGAUAUCGAUCACAUUAUCAACUCGUUUGCCCACGCAGCCGAGUAUUGCUACAAGGCCGGUUUUGACGGUGUUGAACUCCAUGCCGCUCAUGGUUAUCUCUUGGCUCAAUUCCUGGCACCGUCGACAAACCAGCGGACAGACGAGUACGGCGGCUCGCUGGCCAACCGCGCGAGAAUCAUCUUUGAAAUCACAGAUGCCAUCCGCGCCCGCGUCCCCGACAAGUCGUUUAGCAUCGGCAUCAAGCUCAACAGCGCCGAGUUCCAAAAGGGCGGCUUCACAGUCGAAGACUGCAAAGUCCUCUGCGCAGAGCUCGAGAAGAACCACUUCGACUGGGUUGAGCUUUCGGGUGGCACGUACGAGGUUUUGGCGUUUGGGCACAAGAGAGAGUCUACCAAGAAGCGAGAGGCGUACUUUAUCGAGUUUGCGGAAAUGGUCAUCCCCGAGCUGAAGAAGACCAAGGCUUACAUCACGGGCGGCCUGCGCACGACUGCUGGUAUGGUCAAGGCGUUGGACAAGAUGGAUGGAGUUGGCAUCGGACGCCCAGCUGCUCACCAACCCGACUUGCCGCAGAAGAUUCUCGACGGUGUUACUGAUGCCGCCAUUAAGCCGCUGAUUAACGAGGACGUCUUUAUGAUCACCAAUGCCGCCGCUUCUAUACAGAUGUUGUUGGCUGGUCUUGGCCAUGAGCCACUCGAUCUGAGUAGACCUGACCAUGAAGAGGUCGUCCAGCGCGCAAUCCAGAGAUGGCUGGAGAAUAGGCAGAAGGGCGGACUACCAGGCUCUCCCCAUAUCGAGGGCCUUGAGCUUCAGCCUUAUGGAACAGCCUACGCAGCAGCCUAA
Messenger RNA from Trichoderma aggressivum f. europaeum, 1332 nucleotides. RefSeq lists its product as uncharacterized. Bases 1 to 1332 code for a protein of 443 amino acids. The transcript has 3 exons. The record is from RefSeq and is a predicted model, not a curated record. Lineage: Eukaryota; Fungi; Ascomycota; Sordariomycetes; Hypocreales; Hypocreaceae. Gene Ontology annotation, molecular function: oxidoreductase activity; FMN binding.